CUUUACUUCUAUAUAACCAGCAACAAAACUAUGAUGUUGUACUAAUCCUCUAAGUUAAUCAACUUAUUAGGGCUCACAUUUGUAACUUAUUUUAAAAAGUUUUGUCCGAGUGAAGAAUAGAAAGAGGAGAGAAAGAAUGUCAAUCGUUUAUAUUACUCUCAGAAAUGCUGUUACUUCAACACUACUAGGCGCCAUUAUGUUUCUGCAUGUGGCUUCUGGGUUUCCGGCCACUCUCACUCUCACUCUAGAAAGAGCUUUUCCGAUGAACCACAGAAUUGAGUUGAGUCAACUCAGAGAUAGAGAUAGUUUCAGACACGGGAGGAUGUUUCAGAAGGAUAAUUCUCCAAGAGGUGUUAUCGGAUUUGGUCUUAAAGGAAGUUAUGAUCCUCAUGUGGCUGGGUUGUAUUUCACAAAAAUCAAAUUGGGAUCUCCUCCAAAAGAUUAUUAUGUACAAAUUGACACAGGAAGUGAUGUAUUAUGGGUCGGUUGCAAGCCUUGCAUUGAUUGCCCUACAUCAAGCAAGUUUAAUAUUCCUAUUACAUUGUAUGACCCUUCAAGCUCAUCAACAUCUUCUCCUAUCUCAUGUUCAAACAAAAUAUGUUCUCUAGCGGGUCAAACUUAUAAUUCCAGCUCAUGUUCACAUAAUCAGUGCACUUACACAAUUUACUAUGGAGACGGUAGUGCAACAUUAGGUCAUUAUGUAUCUGACUUAAUUCAUUUAGAGAUAUUUCUUACAGAUACAAAAUCAUUAAAUGUUUCCGCUUCUGUGGUAUUUGGGUGUAGCACAAUGGAAACUGGGAUCUUAGCUACAUCUGAUGGAGCAGUUGAUGGGGUUUUGGGAUUGGGGCGACAAGGUUUAUCUGUCAUAUCCCAACUUUCUUCGCAAGGGAUUGCUCCAAAUUCAUUCGCACAUUGUCUUGCUGAUGGAGGUGGGAUUUUGGUUAUAGGUCAGCCAACGGUGCCACAUAUCAUUUUUACUCCACUUGUCAAAUCACAGGGGUAUUAUAGUACACAUUUGCAUAGUAUUUUGAUCAAUGGUAAAAAAUUAUCCAUUGAUCCAUCAGUAUUUGCAAUAAAUAAUGAUAAAGCUGGAACAAUAAUUGAUUCGGGAACAACUCUGGCAUACCUUACUGAAGAGGCUUACACCCCUUUUGUAGAUGCUAUCACAAAGUCGGUUUCGUUGUCCGUACAACAACGUACAUCAAAUGGAAAUCCUUGUUAUUCAAUUACUUCCAGUGUCUCUAAUAUAUUUCCCAUCGUAAGUUUGAACUUUGUCGGGGGUGCUUCAAUGCAUUUAAGACCUCAAGACUACCUUUCUCUCCAAAGCUCCAAGAGUGGGGCUGAGGUGUGGUGCAUGGGCUUUCAGAUGAGUCCCGAGAAAGGAAUUACUAUUUUAGGAGACCUUGUUCUUAAAAACAAGUUUAUUGUUUACGAUUUGGAUGCUCAACAGAUCGGAUGGGCAGACUAUGACUGUUUUUCAAUUGUAGAAGUCUCCUCCAACUCAAGUAGCAGUAGCGGUGAAGUUGUAAACCCCAAUCAGAUUAGUGGUGGCAGAUCAUUGUGGAUUAGAAGUCACCAACAAAUUCCAGUCAUUGUUAUUGCCUCCAUAGCACAACUGACGAUGAUGUUUCUUGGUUUUCAAGCUAUUCAUAUGUCCCUUUAAUUUAAUAUGUAUGCUUUAAUUUUACAAGCUAGUGGAUAUAAAAUAACAUUGUAAUUGAAUUCAUAAAAACAAAUACAUGUUCAUGUAAAUGAAAAAUCCAAC
Lactuca saligna is the source of this 1765-nucleotide messenger RNA. NCBI's taxonomy places the organism in Eukaryota, Viridiplantae, Streptophyta, Magnoliopsida, Asterales, Asteraceae. The record is from the annotation of a GenBank genome assembly.